Molecule: messenger RNA, 1116 nt
Organism: Quercus lobata
Lineage: Eukaryota; Viridiplantae; Streptophyta; Magnoliopsida; Fagales; Fagaceae
Product: ATP-dependent DNA helicase PIF1-like
Exons: 1
Coding region: 1-1116 (371 amino acids)
Biological process (GO): telomere maintenance; DNA repair
Molecular function (GO): DNA helicase activity
Source: RefSeq, a predicted model, not a curated record
AUGGCACAUAGGAAUUGUUUUGAAGCUGUUGACCGCACGUUACGAGAUAUACUACAAAUUGAAGAUCCUCAAAAUGCUGAAAAACCUUUUGGUGGUAAAGUUGUAGUUCUAGGGGGUGAUUUUCGACAAAUACUUCCAGUUGUGAGAAAGGGAAGACAAGAAGAUAUAGUCCAAUCCUUAAUUAGCAAGUCAUAUCUAUGGAAUGAUUGUAAUGUCUUUAAACUCCAAACAAAUAUGAGGCUUCUACAGAACAGUAUGAGUGGAAUAGAAACAUCAUCUAUAAAGGACUUUAGUGAGUGGAUUCUUAAAAUAGGUAAUGGUGAAUUGGGAGAAGGAGAUGGGGAUUACAACAUUUCAAUUCCAAGUGAUUUGAUUAUCCAACCUUCAAAGAAUCCAAUGCAAGAUAUUAUUGACAACACAUAUCCAGGUUUGGAAAAUAAAUACACAGAUCCAAGUUGCCUACAGGAUAGGGCAAUUCUUGCCCCUACAAAUGAAGUUGUAGAAGAACUCAAUGACUAUAAUGUGUCAUCCUUAAAUGGAGAAGUUCAUGAAUAUCUAAGUUCAGAUUCUAUAUGCAAGGCUUCUUCAAAUGUUCCUGACCAAGAUCUCCUGUAUACUUUUGAAUUUUUGAACACAUUGAGGUUUCUAGGAUUGCCAAACCAUAAACUGACAUUAAAAAUAGGUUUGCCUGUAAUGUUGCUUAGAAACUUGAAUCAGAAUGAAGGUCUUUGUAAUGGAACAAGAUUCAUUAUAACAAGAUUGGCUACAUGGGUGAUAGAAGCAGAAAUCAUAACUGGCACUAAUAUAGGCAAACGUGUGUUCAUUCCAAGAAUAACAUUAUCUCCAAGUGAUUCAAAAUGGUCAUUCGUUUUAAAGAGACGACAAUUUCCAAUUUCAGUGUGCUUUGCAAUGACUAUAAAUAAAAGCCAAAGACAAUCAUUGAAACAUGUUGGAGUGUAUUUGCCAAAACCUGUUUUUAGUCAUGGGCAAUUGUACGUUGCAGUGUCUAGAGUUACAAGCAGAAAUGGCCUAAAAUUCCUCAUCAUUAAUGAUGACACUGAAAAAAAGUCUGAAACAAAAAAUAUUGUGUAUAAAGAAGUUUUUACCAAUCUUUGA